Klebsormidium nitens is the source of this 1951-nucleotide messenger RNA. Lineage: Eukaryota; Viridiplantae; Streptophyta; Klebsormidiophyceae; Klebsormidiales; Klebsormidiaceae. The record is from the annotation of a GenBank genome assembly.
CACACUGCGACUUCUUCCUCUGAACGUCAGGAUGACUCGUGCCGAUUGCUUCUCCAAGCGCUCCAGCACCAAGCUCCUUGCUGCAGCGAAGCGUUUGCGCUGCAUUGCAGGCGUUGCAUUCAAUCGAGAGGGUUGAACAGGACAUCCUUGAAAAGACGGCUAGGGCAGCUGUAGAUCCAUACUCGAAGCUACCAUGGCUGCUUCCACGAGUGCUGCGUCCUUCUCGGCGGUCAGGUCCGCCGGCAUUCUGUCCAAGCAGCACAGCGCAUCUGGCAGCAGGACAGCCAGUGCGACCUGCAUUCCAGUCAGGGCCAGUGCUCAGAAGAGCUUGGCUUCCUUCAACGGGCUGAAGUCUUCAGCUGCAAAGCCUUACACGGUGGCCCACAGCCGCGAUGCAAGCUCUUCCUUCUUCUCAGCUGUUGCGGUCCAAGCUUCACGGCCGGCGGUGUCUGCUGGCGCCAGAAAGGGGGAGAUCGUUGCCCAGGAGAAGCUGAAGGUUGCUAUCAACGGGUUUGGGCGCAUUGGCCGGAACUUCCUCCGCUGCUGGCACGGACGCGAGAACUCUCCCAUCGAGGUGGUCGUCAUCAACGACAGCGGAGGUGUGAAGCAGGCUACUCACCUGCUGAAGUACGACAGCAUCCUGGGGACAUUCAACGCGGAUGUCAAGGUUGUGGACGACAGCACGCUCAGCGUGGAUGGCAAGAACAUCCAGAUUGUCAGCAGCCGCGACCCCCUCAAGCUCCCGUGGGCGGAGCUGGGGAUUGACAUCGUCAUUGAGGGAACCGGUGUGUUCGUUGAUGGCCCGGGGGCUGGCAAGCACUUGCAGGCCGGUGCCAAGAAGGUGAUCAUCACCGCCCCCGCCAAGGGCGCUGAUAUCCCCACCUAUGUGGUCGGUGUGAACGCCCAAGACUAUUACCAUGAGGUCAGCGACAUCAUCAGCAACGCUUCCUGCACCACCAACUGCCUUGCUCCUUUCGUGAAGGUCCUCGAUGAGAGCUUUGGCAUCGUACACGGAACCAUGACGACCACGCAUUCUUACACGGGCGAUCAGAGGCUGCUGGACGCCUCCCACCGCGAUCUGAGGAGGGCCCGUGCUGCUGCCCUCAACAUUGUCCCCACCACCACCGGCGCUGCGAAGGCUGUCGCCUUGGUCCUGCCCCAGCUCAAGGGCAAGCUGAACGGGAUUGCCCUGCGGGUGCCGACGCCCAACGUGUCCGUUGUGGACCUGGUCGUCAACACUGUGAAGAAGAACAUCACUGCUGAGGAGGUCAACCAGGCCUUCAGGGAUGCUGCGGAAGGCCCGUCGCGGGGCGUGCUGGCUGUGUCCGACCUCCCGCUGGUGUCCAUGGAUUUCCGGGCAACCGACGUCUCAUCCACGGUCGACUCGAGCUUGACCAUGGUCGUCGGGGAGGACAUGUUGAAGGUGGUGGCGUGGUACGACAACGAGUGGGGCUACUCACAAAGGGUGGUUGACCUCGCCCAUGUGGUAGCAUCAAAGUGGCCUGGUUUCAAGACGCCCGUUGGAUUCGUCGAUCCUCUGGAGGCUUUCUGCGCAUCCAGCCCUGACAGCGACGAGUGCCGGGUGUAUGAGGAUUAGGCUUAGAAACCUUGUACAGAGGUAGCCCGCCAGCAUUCCACGUACUGUAAACUGACGUCAUACUGCUUCAACCGAGGCCUGCUUUUGAUGAAUUGAAACGGAACAAGGCCCAAAAUAACUCAACGUGCAAGGUUAUUCAACGGGAGGGGUCGAAAGAGUUCCCUUGUGCUCUAGUAUACGUGGUGCGGUCGGAUGCAUACCUCGUAAGCAUACCGAGCCUGGUAUCUUUUGCAUCCUCAUAAGGUGGUGGCCAAGCAUUUAACCUUCGUGUUGAUGAAUUAUGGUCGGUUGCAUGCUUGGGGAUAUUAGCCAUCGUAUGGCUGGUUUGCGCCCCCUGUUUCAGAGCUAAAAUCC